Messenger RNA from Closterium sp. Naga37s-1, 1023 nucleotides. The record is from the annotation of a GenBank genome assembly. Lineage: Eukaryota; Viridiplantae; Streptophyta; Zygnematophyceae; Desmidiales; Closteriaceae.
AUGAAUGGCAGCAUUCCAGAUUCAAUCGGCCAGCUCACAAAAUUGAGCGCAUUCUACAUUCAGGGGAACAACUUCUCUGGCCACCUCCCUCCCUCCAUGGGAAACCUCACCAAGCUCUUUGGCCUGUAUGGCGGAGUCUGGUCACCUGCAGCACCCCCCUCAGCAGACACCCCAGCGCCCCCCACCACAACAGCUCCAGCGCCUCCCUCGGUCUCCACACCUCCAGCACCACCCGUUAACACUGCACCUGCGCCUUCUCCAUCGCAAGGGGGUCUGUCCACAGCAACCAUUGCCGGCAUCGCUGUUGCUGCUGUGGCUGCUCUCCUGCUGGCAGUGCUGCUCGGUGCACUGCUGUGGCGGAGGCGCAGCCAGGCAAAGGCAUUCUCGAGGGCUGCCCCUGCAAGCAAGGAGGACUGCCAGGGUAGCACUGAAGCAGCAGCGUCAGCAGCGGCGGCAGCAGCAGCAGCAGCAGUAGGGAGUGGGGAGGAAGGGGUGGUGGAGGUGGGGGCGGCGCGGGCGAAUGUGAGGGAGAUGGCAUCGAAGCACCACCCGAACCUGGUGCGGCUGCUGGGCUACUGCAUCGCGUUUGACGCGGCAACACGCACCAUGGAGCAAAUACUCGUCUUCGGGGUGGUGAUGCUGGUGGUGAUCACGGGGCGCAAGGCAGUGCAAGAGGCAGAGGGCGGCCAUGUACACCUCAAGCAAUGGGUGGAGCCAUUGGUGGCAUCCAAUUCAGUCGCAGCCUUCAAGGACCCGCGCCUGGACACCCCGGAUGACAUUCUGCUGCGCCUGGCCCGCCUGGCUCUCUCCUGCACCGCCAUGCCCACGGCCUCGCGCCCGUCCAUGGGCAAGGUGCUGGGGGAGCUGGUGGCGGUGAGGGGGGAGAUAGUGGGCGAGGAGGUGGACAAGGUGGCGUCGCGCAUCGACAGCGAGAUUGACACGUCCAGCGAUCUCGACUUCAACGCUUCCAUUGCUCGUGCCCACGAGAUCGCCAUGCAGAGCGGUUCCUCUGAUACUGUGUGA